This is a messenger RNA of Erinaceus europaeus (western European hedgehog), 1828 nucleotides long. It is a transcript of the gene ILF2, whose product is annotated as interleukin enhancer binding factor 2. The transcript has 14 exons. The record is from RefSeq and is a predicted model, not a curated record. NCBI's taxonomy places the organism in Eukaryota, Metazoa, Chordata, Mammalia, Eulipotyphla, Erinaceidae. The coding region runs from base 97 to 1269 and encodes 390 amino acids.
UAGUUGGGACACGCCGGCGAGUCACUUUUCCAGUUGCGGCUCCUAGGAGGAGAGGGGCGGUUGGUGUGGUCUCCAUUGUUAGGGGUUUAGGGCGCCAUGAGGGGCGACAGAGGCCGCGGUCGAGGCGGGCGCUUCGGGUCCAGGGGCGGCCCGGGAGGAGGGUUCAGGCCCUUUGUGCCGCACAUCCCGUUUGAUUUCUAUUUGUGUGAGAUGGCCUUCCCCCGGGUCAAGCCAGCACCCGAUGAAACAUCCUUCAGUGAGGCCUUGCUGAAGAGAAAUCAGGACCUGGCUCCUAAUUCUGCUGAACAGGCUUCUAUCCUCUCUCUGGUGACAAAAAUAAACAAUGUGAUUGACAAUUUGAUUGUGGCUCCAGGAUCAUUUGAAGUGCAAAUUGAAGAAGUUCGACAGGUUGGGUCAUAUAAAAAGGGAACAAUGACUACAGGACACAAUGUGGCUGACCUGGUGGUGAUCUUAAAGAUUCUGCCAACAUUGGAAGCUGUCGCUGCCUUAGGAAACAAAGUUGUGGAAAGCCUUAGAACACAGGAUCCUUCAGAAGUUUUGACCAUGUUGACCAAUGAGACCGGCUUUGAGAUUAGCUCCUCUGAUGCUACAGUGAAGAUUCUUAUCACAACAGUACCACCCAAUCUCCGAAAACUGGAUCCAGAACUCCAUUUGGAUAUCAAAGUGUUGCAGAGUGCCUUAGCAGCUAUCCGGCAUGCCCGCUGGUUUGAGGAAAAUGCUUCUCAGUCCACAGUUAAAGUUCUCAUCAGACUGUUGAAGGACCUGAGAAUUCGUUUUCCUGGUUUUGAGCCCCUCACACCCUGGAUCCUUGACCUACUUGGACAUUAUGCUGUGAUGAACAACCCCACCAGGCAGCCAUUGGCCCUAAAUGUGGCAUACAGGCGCUGCCUGCAGAUUCUGGCUGCAGGGCUGUUCCUGCCAGGGUCAGUAGGUAUCACUGACCCCUGUGAGAGUGGUAACUUCAGAGUACACACAGUGAUGACCCUAGAGCAACAGGACAUGGUCUGUUACACAGCUCAGACUCUGGUCCGGAUCCUCUCACAUGGUGGCUUUAGGAAGAUCCUUGGCCAGGAGGGUGAUGCCAGUUAUCUGGCUUCUGAAAUAUCUACCUGGGAUGGGGUGAUAGUAACUCCUUCAGAAAAGGCAUAUGAGAAGCCACCAGAGAAGAAGGAAGGAGAGGAAGAGGAGGAGAAUACAGAAGAAACACCUCAAGGAGAAGAGGAGGAGAGCAUGGAGACUCAGGAGUGACUGCCCUUCUCCUUCAACCUAUUUCGUACCCAAGAAGAUUGAAGCUUUAGCUAACCACCACCGGGCUGUUUGUGGCAUGGUGGCAUUUCUGAGGAAUUGGGGGGGGGGGGGGAAUAGUGAGGAAAGUGAAAACUGUAGACUGUCAUUGAGUUCUGAGACUUGAUGACAGCUGGCAAGAAGUUUCCCAAAUAACCUAUUUUUCAUGCCAUCUGCCUAUAUGGAAGCAGGAUACCAACUAUUGCUAGUAUUUUAGAGUCCCCUGUGCAUGGAAACUUCUCUUAACCAGUACUUUGUUGUUGGAAGUGUUGUGACUUUUAGUGUCUGGAAGUUACUUUUUCUAAGAAAAAUUAUUAAAGUACUACCUGGUAGGGCUCUUGGCCUUGUUUUUCCUUGGUAUCUGGCAACUUUUUUUUUUGUUUUGUAUUUUUCCUUUUUACAUUAUCCAUUGCAAAAGGUACUGAGUUUUCAUUGUAGACAACACAUCAGUUUGGAGCUGUUAUUUGAAUUAAAGCAUGACUUGAAACUUCCAUAUACCAAAAUAAAGUAGGAUAUGGUUUAA